AUGGGCAGCCCGAUCUGCGGGUCUUCUGGCUCUAAAAGCAUGGCGGCUGCGGCUUCUGAGCUUUACAACUCGAUAGCCGCUACGAAGGCGGAAGAGGGGGAGCCGAACUUUGUGUUCUCGCCCUUCAGCAUUCUUUCCGCCUUCCAAGUAGCUCAAUUGGGAGCUCGGGGAGCCACAAGAGAGGAAAUGGAAGGGCACUUACCCUCCUCCUCUCGCAUUGAGCUCCCUGCCUUGCGUGGCGCCCCUGAUGCCUGGGGAGCCCUGCCGCUUAUGGAGCUGGAGACUGCAAACAGGAUGUAUGUGGAAUCCUCCUCGGCCUCAGAUGAACAAUUUGGCCACUUCGCCCAGCAGGUAUCCGAACGGCUCAACUGCGAUGCUGUGUCCACGGACUUCGAGGACUCUGCGGCGGCGGCUGCUGCCAUCAAUGCAUUUGUAGAGGGCAAGACGAAAGGGCACAUAAAGCACAUUGUACCUGCUUCUGCUUUGACACCGUCCAGUCGGAUGGUUCUG
Molecule: messenger RNA, 510 nt
Organism: Eimeria acervulina
Lineage: Eukaryota; Apicomplexa; Conoidasida; Eucoccidiorida; Eimeriidae
Product: Serpin peptidase inhibitor, clade B (Ovalbumin),member 1, like 3, related, related
Exons: 1
Molecular function (GO): serine-type endopeptidase inhibitor activity
Source: RefSeq, a predicted model, not a curated record